GAAGUGACGGACAAGUAUACCAUCUUUGCUAGAAUCGCCAUGAACUAGAGGCCUCAAUUCAAGAAUCUCUCCGCCUCUCCAUCAGAGAAUGAAAUGCCUGUGGGAACUCAGGAAGAAGGCGUCCUUUUCUUAGGGGGGUAGCCAUCUGCUGGCAUAAGUAUGGUAUGAAGUAGCAGAAGCAAGUAUCAUCGAGCGCAAGCAGCAGGCUUCAUGGCUCGUCAGGAGCACAACGGAUUACACCGCCACGAUCAGCCGACCCUGCAAAACUUACUGGGAAGUGCGACGCCAUAUAGCCAUGCUGGUAGUGAGUACAGCGAGAAGAACGACAAGCUCUACGGCCCGGGCCUGGUAUUUGAAGAUCUCUUGUACAGUGUGAGCAAGAAAGUGAAGAAAGAAGGCAAGUCGGUGGUGACUUCAGUGGAUUUGCUGCAUAACAUCUCGGGCGAGGCACUCAAAGGCCAUGUCACUGCUGUUCUCGGGCCGAGUGGAGCUGGGAAGUCGACUUUCCUGGACGCUCUAGCAGGCAGGAUUUGCAAAGGAAGCCUGCGAGGCCGAGUGACGGUGGAUGGCAGGGCAGUGAGUACAAGCAUGAUGAAGAGAAUAUCUUCAUACGUGAUGCAGGACGAUCAGCUGUUUCCCAUGCUCACAGUGUACGAGACGUUUCUUUUUGCGGCUAACGUUCGGCUUCCCAGUGCGUUCACUCCGGAGGAGAAGAAAGCGCGUGUCGAAGAACUGAUCACGCAACUUGGCUUGGAGCAUGCAGCUGAUACGUACAUAGGCAACGAAGGAGUGAGGGGUGUCUCCGGCGGAGAAAGAAGGAGAGUGUCAAUUGGCGUGGAUAUCAUCCACGGGCCAUCUCUCCUCUUCCUUGACGAGCCAACUUCGGGAUUGGAUUCCACGAGUGCAUUCGUUGUGGUGGAACGUCUGAGGGACAUUGCGCAGCGGGGAAGCACAGUUAUUCUGACCAUUCACCAGCCGUCCUACCGCAUUCAGCAGUUGCUCAAUCGGCUCAUUGUUCUUGCGAGGGGGAAACUGAUCUACUUAGGAAAGCCUGAUGCGCUCGAGGACCACCUUGCAGACCUUGGACGGCCUGUUCCCGACGGGGAGAAUGCACUGGAGAACCUCCUGGACGUUAUCAAAGAGUAUGACGAGUCGGACUUGGGUUUGGAACCUCUGGUGCAGUUCCAGAGGGAUGGCGUUCGACCGGAUGGGCUUGGAGCAGAAGCGACGCCACUGCCAUCCAAGAACAGGAACAGGAAUUACUACCAAGUCGACGCCGAAGAUGACAAUGACUUCGACCGCUCCCUUCCAAAGAGCAUGGCCAUGACUCCCUUGCACAACGAUCCCAGGCUUGCGGCUCAGUUUUACAGGGAGUUCUCCGCGUGGCUGUACAACGAAGCCAUUGACACGUUAAGACGGACUCCGGCGAGGACACCGGCAAGAGCUUUACGGGUGCCAGCACUCUCUGCAUGGAGGACGCCUAUAGUGGCACCCGAGAAGCAACAGCGGCAGCAGCAGCAGCCAGUGGACGUUUCGGUGUCUUGCACCGUUGCUCUGGAUGACCGCUUCCAGCCGUCCCACGCGCCAUACUCGGAUUUCAGCACCGAUGACGAGGAGGAGUCGGAGGAGUGGAGGCACAAGUUUGCAAACCCAUGGUCGAGAGAGCUGGUGGUUCUCAUGUGGAGGAACUACAAGAACGUGUACAGGACACCCGAGCUCUUCCUCUCCCGGGAGCUGGUGAUUGUGGUGAUGAGCGCAAUGCUGGCGACACUCUUCAAGCGGCCAAAGGACACUCUGGACGGCGUGAACGAGCUCAUGAACUUCUACAUCUUCGCGGUGUGCCUGCUCUUCUUCUCCUCCAACGAUGCCGUGCCCACCUUCAUCCAGGAGCGAUUCAUCUUCAUCCGGGAGGCGUCGCACAACGCGUACAGGGCCUCCUCGUACGUGAUCGCCAACCUCAUCGUCAACCUCCCCUUCCUGGCCAUCCAGGCGCUCACGUUCGUGGUGAUCACCUGGUGGACUCUCCGCCUCCACGGCAGCGUCUUCACCAUCUGGCUCAUCCUCUUCGCGUCGCUCAUCACAACAAACUCGUUCGUCAUGUUCGUCAGCGCCGUGGUUCCAAACUACAUCAUGGGCUACGCGGUCGUCAUCGCCAUCACCGCGCUCUUCUUCCUCAACUGCGGCUACUUCCUCAAGCGCUCCCAGAUCCCCGGGGUGUGGCUGCCGCUGCACUACAUCUCCACCAUCAAGUAUCCCUUCGAGGCGCUGCUCGUCAACCAGUUUGACAAUGGCUACCACGCGUGCUACGCGAAUGGACCCGUGUUUGAGAAGCCGGGGCCGCUGGGCAAGGUUCACACAAGCGUAACGUCCAACUCGUCGUGCACGGUGGAUGGAACCGACGUCCUCAAGACCAUGGACAUGGGUGGCGCGCGAAUCGGGGUGGACGUUUUGGUCCUGCUGGCCUGGGGAGUGUUCUACAGGCUGCUCUUCUACGUCAUCAUCAGGUUCUACUCCAAGAACCAGCGACAUUAAAUCUCUUCUCUAUGAUAUUUCGAUAAAGCUCUAGCGAUCAUAAGAUCACUAAUAAGUACUAGCGCAAUAAAGACUAAGUUUCGGAUCA
Messenger RNA from Selaginella moellendorffii, 2620 nucleotides. Its product is annotated as ABC transporter G family member 17. Bases 211 to 2532 code for a protein of 773 amino acids. Gene Ontology annotation, cellular component: membrane. The record is from RefSeq and is a predicted model, not a curated record. Lineage: Eukaryota; Viridiplantae; Streptophyta; Lycopodiopsida; Selaginellales; Selaginellaceae. The transcript has 3 exons. Gene Ontology annotation, molecular function: ATP hydrolysis activity; ATP binding; ABC-type transporter activity.